GCUGCACAUUGGCAAUUAAAAAGCAUCGGAGGGUGAUCGUGAAUGAAAUCACGGUGAAGUUUGCCGACUGGAUUACUUGUUUUUCUGGACAGCUAAUUACACAUCGAUGAAUGAUAAACCGAUAGUGGCUUUGACACAUUAAGAACGACAAAUGCUGUGCCUGAGAGAGUCGGGAGACUGCCUCCGGGAGCAGAUGCAGUGCAUGAUGAGGUCCCUGCAGGACCUGAAGCAGAUCCGGGGGGGCUGCGGGCCCCCGAGCCGGCCCCUGGCAGCAGUGCGGCCCUGCCAGAGGGCCCCGGCCCGCGAGCGACUCACCCGCCUGCGCAUCUCGGACGCCAGCGAGGCCAGCACCUACGACUCGGCCUGCUGCCUGGCCAGCCCCAUGGAGGAGGACGAGGACGAGGAGGAGGAGCGCGCGGAGCGGCUGGCGCUGGGCUCCCCCAGCAGCGAGAAGAGCGUGGACUUUGAUUCUGGGUACUCGGAGGCCUCGUGGCAGGACGAAGGCGUGGUGCUGCGGAGGACCAGGAAUGUCCGAGUGUCCUCCAGCGCCUGCCUCCGCACCAAUCGGGGGUCCGCCGGAAGGGUGCGCCCCAAAUCUACCUCGGACGCUUGUCUGGAGCGCUGGACCUCCUUCGAGGCCAGCGACCCCGAGGACUGGACCACGUCCCUCUUGACCCGAGGGCGGAACCGUCAGCCUCUGGUGCUGGGGGACAACAGCUUCGCCGACCUCAUCAAGAACUGGAUGGAUCUCCCCGAUUGUCCCGAUCCAGCGGAACCAAAGCCCAACGUGGGCCGGCGCGUAGCCAAGGACUUUUUGGUCAACUUGAGACGGAAAUUUGCGGGAAUGUCAAAAACUGUGGAGUGCCAGGCGAAAUCGGAUUCCUCUCGGGGACACAGGACUGCUGCUUCCCCAAAACGUCUCUCCUGCCCUGUGGGCUUCCAGCCCCCGCCCCCGUUCUUCCACCAGUCCCACACAGGCCUACAUGAACUGGGGACGGACUUCUACCAGUUCACUGCACUGAUGAAGACAGGCAGUCGGCAGCCAAUAAUCUGCAAUGACAUUAUUGGGUACAUCUGACUGAUGCCAUGGUGAUGAACUCUUUUCAGUUUUGUGCAUGGACACUGUUUCAUAAAUGUUAUUAUUUUUUAUAGGUGGUGUAUAUAAUGAUACUGUAUAUUUGUUGAUACAAUAAAAUGUGUUUUUCAUAAA
Conger conger (European conger) is the source of this 1210-nucleotide messenger RNA. Its product is annotated as PAK4-inhibitor inka2-like. The transcript has 3 exons. Lineage: Eukaryota; Metazoa; Chordata; Actinopteri; Anguilliformes; Congridae. Gene Ontology annotation, molecular function: protein serine/threonine kinase inhibitor activity; protein kinase binding. The coding region runs from base 152 to 1078 and encodes 308 amino acids. Gene Ontology annotation, cellular component: nucleus. The record is from RefSeq and is a predicted model, not a curated record.